Trichobilharzia szidati is the source of this 1020-nucleotide messenger RNA. NCBI's taxonomy places the organism in Eukaryota, Metazoa, Platyhelminthes, Trematoda, Strigeidida, Schistosomatidae. The record is from the annotation of a GenBank genome assembly.
AUGACUAAAGAUUUCGGUGUUCAGUUCACAACUAAUGAAAUUCUCCGAACAUCUAAUAAAAAAGAAAUAAACAAAGUGGCUCCCUCACCGUGUCAGCUCAUAUCAACACCGAAACAUUUACAAAGAGAUAGGAAGUGUAUUCACUGCAAGCAUCUACAAUGUACCAGCAGUGUAUCAGCUAGACGACAGUGCAUAAAACAGAAUUUAUUCAAGGUAAUUCUGAAUGAUGGCGAUGUAACGAGAAGUAAGGUCGACUCAACAACUCCAACUCCCAAGCCCCGUACAAUUCACUUGAAGUGUGACAAAUGUGCUCAUAAAAAUGAUAUUUCAAGAUCAAUUUUUACAGACGAACCCAUAGCAUGCACCACAAGUAAAGAGUACAAUGUCAACAAUAUUAUUAAACACGUUCCAAAACCCGUGAUUUGUCCAACAACUUCAUUGUCAUUAACGAAAUACAGAGUAAACUCGAAUCCUGCAGUAUUUAAACAUCCUCAUGGUAACAAGAGUAAUAUAAAUGCCUUAGAUUUGCAAGGCUCAAAAAUCCCUUACUCACAAAACUAUCUUUACCACUUGAAAGCACAAAGAGAAAAGGAAGUCACAUCAAUACCCAGUACGCAUCAUUCUUACUACUGUCAUAUUCAUGAUUACUUCUCAGUGAAACCUUUACUCUACAGUCAUGCUAAGAAAGCAUCACAUGAAAACACCGUUAAUAUCUUUACUCAUAAUGAAGAAGGACAAAGUACGCAGACACAUUUAAAACUUGAAAAACGAUUACGUCUCCUUCAUGAACGCCUGUUACCAGAGUUUCACUUGUCUUCUUCAAAUAGACAUGAGCAACAUGGAAGAGAAAGGCAAGAAAAAGAGGAAUACAUUAUGUUACAAGACGAGGCAGGAGAUGGACUGAACUCAGUGCUAAAGGAAUCGAACACAUUCUACAAGUUUAUUGAGAACUUAAGUGAAACCGAAUGGGAAAUUUUGAUGAAAAUAUUGGGAAACAGAACUGAUUGUGAAGUCGCAUAG